CUGUAUUUGUUGUAAAUAGAUUUUUCUAUAAUAAAAUUGUUUUAUUACACAUUAUUAUAAGAACAUGGCGGAAGAUUACUCUGGAUUACCUUUCGUUAAAUUGUUAGUAGCGAUAACGCCAGAAAAUGGAAUUGGAAUCAGUAAUGGACUACCAUGGCCACACAUCAAAAGGGACUUUCUUUUUAUGUUCAGGGCAACGACUUAUGUUGAUCCAGAAUUCAAAGAAAAGCACCCAGGAGCUCAAAAUGUAAUAAUCAUUGGUAGAAAGACAUACGAUAGCCUUCCAGAAGGAACUUUUCCACUGAAGAACAGAAUCAACGUUGUUAUAUCAAGAAAUCUUACUGAGGUUCCAGGUGGAUUAGUAUUUCCUUCAAUGCCAGCUGCGAUUCGUCACGUUACUGAACAUCUCAACUACUAUAAGAUCUUCAUAAUGGGAGGAAGCUACGUCUAUAGGGAUGCUCUUGAUGCAAGAAUUGUUGAUAAAAUGUACGUUACAAGGGUAAACAAGAAUUACAAGUGUGAAGUGUUCUUCCCAAAGAUCCCUGAUGACUUCGUUAUAACUGGAAUUAGUAAAACGUUCUCAAGUGAAGACACAACAUAUGACUUUGUGACGUACGAAAGAAAAGAUUUAAUUGUUGAUGAUCGCGUUAAAAAAACAUUUGAAGAGAUGUUGUUGACUGGAGAGAAAUUUGCAACUAAGGAUCAAUUGGUGAAAGCUUGCCCAUCACUGAAGGUUAGAUACAGCCAGGAACUUCAGUAUCUUGAAAUUCUAGCUGACAUCUUAAACACUGGAUAUCACAAAAAGAAUAGAACAGGCGUGGAUUGUAUUGCAAAAUUCGGUUACCAAAUGAGGUUUGACCUUUCAGAAUCAUUUCCGUUAUUAACAACAAAGAAAGUCUUCUUAAGAGGAAUCAUUGAGGAGCUUAUUUGGUUUAUUAAAGGUAGCACAAACGGCAAUGAAUUGCUGAAAAAGAAUGUAAGAAUCUGGGAGCUGAAUGGAGCAAGAAGUUUUCUGGAUAACCUGGGAUUUUUUGAUCGCGAAGAACAUGACCUAGGACCUGUUUACGGAUUCCAAUGGCGUCAUUUCGGUGCCAAAUACGUAGAUAUGCACACAGACUACAGUAACCAAGGAAUUGACCAGCUAUCACUGGUCAUUGAUAGGAUCAAGAAUAACCCAGAUAACAGAAGAUUGAUUGUGUGUUCGUGGAACGUAGCAGACCUGUCAAAGAUGGCAUUGCCUCCAUGUCAUCUGCUAUUCCAAUUUUUUGUAGCAGAUGGAACAUUGUCGUGUAUGAUGCACCAAAGGUCAUGUGAUAUGGGACUAGGAGUACCAUUUAACAUUGCAUCAUACUCAUUACUGACCUACAUGAUAGCCCAAAUAUGUGGACUAAAACCGGGAGAAUUUGUACACAACCUUGGAGAUGCCCACAUAUACAAUAACCAUAUUGACGCAAUCAAGGAACAGAUUAGUAGAGUUCCUUAUCCAUUCCCAACCCUAAGACUAAACAAAGAUAUAACAAGGAUUGAAGACUUCACAAUCGAUGACAUUAAGGUGGAAAAUUACCGUUCACACCCGGUAAUCAAGAUGGAGAUGGCUGCAUAACAAGUAGUUAAUAUCAUCGUUCAUUA
Messenger RNA from Theileria parva strain Muguga, 1629 nucleotides. RefSeq names its product Thymidylate synthase family protein. Gene Ontology annotation, biological process: one-carbon metabolic process; dTMP biosynthetic process; tetrahydrofolate biosynthetic process. Bases 65 to 1603 code for a protein of 512 amino acids. Gene Ontology annotation, molecular function: dihydrofolate reductase activity; thymidylate synthase activity. The record is from RefSeq and is a predicted model, not a curated record. Gene Ontology annotation, cellular component: mitochondrion; cytosol. The transcript is spliced from 9 exons. NCBI's taxonomy places the organism in Eukaryota, Apicomplexa, Aconoidasida, Piroplasmida, Theileriidae.